AAGACCAACUUGGAAGCAAGGAUAAUAUUGAAUUGGAUUUAUCUACAAAAAAAGAUUUGGAAGGAAAAAUCAAAAAUGUUCUAAAGAAACGUUGUUCAAAAAGAAAAAAAAAUAAUAAAAACGAGUUUUUAUACAAAAAUCGAUAACACCACAGACGUGAGCUAUGAUAAAGAAAAAUCUUGCGUUUCUCAUGCAAAAAGUGAAGAAAGUGAUUGUAUAACUAGUUCGAAGAAAAGUAAUUAAAGUACCAUAAGAAACUUGUUAUUGUUAAAUUAAAGAAAUAAAAUUGUUAAAAAUGGAGCCAGAAGAGAUAAUAAAAUUGGUCGAUGGGAUUUACAAGAACAUUUUGGAGAAAUUUAAUCCGGGAGCUCGUCAACUUAUUGGCGCUGGAAAAGCAUACUUGAAAGCACUACAUGGAACUGCCGAUGCAUCACGUUUAUUUAAUGAGGCGCUCGCAAAAAUUGCAGUCAAUGCCCAGCAAGGAGGAACUUCAGAUAUUGGUGCCUCCUUGAUGAAUAUUGUUGGUGUUUACAAAGAAAUCCAGGAUCAACACAUGAACAUUUUGAAGGCCUUUUAUGUGGAUUUAUUGGUGCCAUUGGAGACAAACUUGGAGAAAGACACAAAAGUUGUGCAAUUUGAGCAGAAAAAGUUUUUGCAACAACAUAAAGUUCGAGCAGACAGCUACAGCAAAGCGACGGCAACGAUGAAGAAACAUCGGAAAAAGAAAAAUAAUACGGAAAAGGAAUUAAAAAGUAUUCAAACAAUGGAAGAAGAGAAGCAGAAACUUGAUGCAUUCUGUGAGCAAAGUUUGAAAAAUGCAAUGACACAAGAACGUCGUCGUUACGGCUUCGUACUCGAACGUCAAUGCAGCUUGGCCAAACACUGGAUGGCCUAUCACCAAGCGGGAUAUCAAGCGAUCGAGACAUCUGUGGAAAACUGGAAUGAAGUAGCAGCAACGCGUGAAUUUCUACCCCCAAAUAUCGAUGGCAUGUUUGCACGACGUAUCCGCGACCAAAACCAUCAUGGCGGCAUGGACGAGGAUUCGGAACGUGGUUCAAUCGUUUCGGCACUGCGAAAGACCCGCAGCAUUGAUGCUUCCUGCAUGGACAUGCGCUCCUUGGGAGAUUGCGUGAGCAGUGUCUCGAUGCAAAUGCCACGUGCAAAAUCCGAGUUCAAUCUCACAUCUUCUCCAAGUGAAGUCGGAAGUUCAUGGGAUCGGCAGAUUGUGAGAGCUUUGUUCGCGUAUUUGUCAUCGGGCGAGAACCAAUUGAGCUUUUUGGAAGGAGACAGAAUCGCACUUGUUGGAGAUCGUGCAAAAGGAUGGCAAUUUGGUGAAAAUUUAAGAACGCAGAAAUUUGGAUGGUUCCCCAUUGCAUAUACAACAGAAAAUGAAAUAGAAGAAAAUGAACAAAAUUGGGGAAAACUAGUAGAAAGCGAUUUGGAACAAAGACCAGACUCCAGUCUCGAAGGCACCUUGGUCGAAGAAACGCUCCCAACUAAAAUGACAGGAUCAUAUCACGAUGAAGCAUCUCCAACAAGAAUGUUCGGAGACACCAUUCAAUAUCGUCAUGCCAAACCAUUCCAACGUCUCUCACGAGGUGAUGGUCAUCCAAAACCAGGCAAUCCUCCCAAUCUUCCAGCACCUGUUCCCACGCCAACUGUGCCUCAAAAUUAUCAAAAACAGCAACAACAACAAAAACAGGGAGUUACUCAAUCACACAGCUUUUCGUCAUCUGGUGGUCCACCAGUGGUUGAACAACGUAAAUCAACCACAAUGAACUUUAGUAAACCACCAACGAGCAAACCAAAAACUGCGAGAAAUGGGAUAACAAGCGCUUCGUUACACAGUAGCAAUGACAGUGGUUUCUCGAAUGAGCCUCCACCACAACCGGAAAUCGACUAUUCCGAUGAAGAGCCAAUGCAUCGUGUUCCGAUAAGAUCUUCUCGUUCAGAAAAGAGCCUUAAUAUGUCACGUGAUCAUUUACACAAACGCAUGAGUGUCACAGAAGACAUUUAUGGCUCUGUUCCAAUGACCCCGAAAAUUCGCCAUCAUCCUGGCAGUCCAUUGCGUAAUGGCAAUAACGGUGGUUCAAAUGCAGUACGCCAAGCUGCUAGCUACGGAAAUUUAACGGACAACGACAUGACACUGGAUUUCAGACGUGCCACAAUUAAUUUGGACAAAAAUGGAAAAGUAAAGCGAAACAAGUCCUUUUGGCGUUUCAGCAAAUCUGAGGAGAUAUUGGAAGGUAUGGCCAUGUGGAAGCAUCGCGACUUGAUACCAACAGACCAGGAAAAACGAGAAGAUGAGGAGGUGCGCGAAGUAAUAACGACACUGAAACGUGCACCGAAAGCCAAUAGCAAAGGAAGUCAGAGAAGCCAUGGAAGCAAAUUGUCGACCGAAAAACGUUUGACAACUCUCGAGAGGCCAUUAACAAAACAGGAAAUUGACGAAAGAGUUUCGAAGACGCAGAAGAGUAACGAAAAAAUGUCGAAAAAGAAUUCUAAAAAUGAACGCGAGUCACGGGAAACAAGAAAAUCAACAAAUACUUCGUAUAAUAAGAAGCAACAACAACAGCAGCAGCAACAUCAUGAAAUGGAACACGAUGAAGAAAUAUACGGCGAUAACAGUACCUUGCAACGUCACUCACGAUCAAGAGCAGAUGAAAAUGAGCAAAAGUGGUGGGCCGAUGGAAAACAAAUGAAAGAAUAUUACGAUCAGGAUUUGCCUGAUGACCCUUUCGAUGAUGUCCAAGUACGAGACGACAUGAAUUUCUACGAUGACGAUAGUUUGAAAGACAUAAUGAUGAAGUCCAUUAAACGACAAGACAUUUUGAAGCAAUAUUAUUCGAGUGGCACAGACACUGAACGUCUUUCUACGAGUUCCGAUCCCUAUGAUUGCAUCGUUGUUGAAGAUCAUCUCGUGAGUGCGGCAGAUCUUGCCCGGAAAAACAAGAAAAAUAAGAAGGGUGACAAUAAAAUGGAGUUUUCGACAUUCCGCAGUAACAAGACAGACACAACAGAGAUGAAAUUGUUGCCACGCACAAAACUUAGUAAAUCUGAGGGAAAAUACGAGUCUGGACAUGAGAGUACGCGCGAAAGCACACAAGGCACCAAAAAACGAUCCAAAAACGGAACAAAUCAGAAUUCAAGUAAAUCAAAACCUUCGAAUAAUUACAGUCAAUGGGUCGAUUUAUGGGGAAAUACUGGCGGAGCUCCUCCAACAAAGACUAAAUAAACAAAUAAAAGACAAAAGCUUUAAAUACUUUGUACAUAAACAUCUUCCAGCAGUUUAUAGGUGGCAGAUUUUUAGUAUUAUCGAAUAAUGUAUAUUCUAAAGAGCCGUGUCGGUGCUAUAUUACAUAGAAUUUAAUGGUGUCGGUAUUAAAAAUAAGUCCAAACUCCUUCCUUUGUUUUGAGCGAUUUAAAACAAAAUGAAAAAAGUGUCUCCUGCAUGAGUCAUGAUCUUUAGUCCAUUCCGCUAAAGUUCAAAAGGACAUCCAUUUUAGUAGCUAAAUUAGUAGGUAGAGCCUCAGUAGAAAUUGUUGCUUGUUGUAUCUGUUACAAUACUCAAAAAAUUAUUAUUUUGUUUAAGUUUACCA
Culicoides brevitarsis is the source of this 3599-nucleotide messenger RNA. RefSeq lists its product as uncharacterized. The transcript has 12 exons. The record is from RefSeq and is a predicted model, not a curated record. Gene Ontology annotation, biological process: actin filament bundle assembly; plasma membrane organization; positive regulation of actin filament polymerization. Gene Ontology annotation, molecular function: protein binding. Lineage: Eukaryota; Metazoa; Arthropoda; Insecta; Diptera; Ceratopogonidae. Gene Ontology annotation, cellular component: cytosol; nucleoplasm. Bases 296 to 3235 code for a protein of 979 amino acids.